AGUAAGCAGUGGUUGCUAUUAACGUAUAUAAAGUUAAAGUUAAAGUUUGUUUUGUUUAACGACACCACUAGUUUAUAUCAGAAAAUUUAAGAAUAUAAGAAUUCAGUUCAACAGCAUCAAACAAAAUGCAGAUUUUGAUACUAUUCGCAGUUAUCCAGAUGGCGCUGACUGCCAAAAUUCUGAUGACGUUUUCACCGAUGACAAGUCACUGUCUGGAAAUGGUUGCCAUUGGCAACGAACUGGUCAAGAGAGGCCACAGCGUGUCAGCGUACAUUCCAAAUUUCUUCGACACAAGACAUUGUUUUCAGAAUUCGGAGAUACAACUUGUAAGCUAUGAUGUCAGUGAGGACAACAAAGGUGUUUAUCAAUCAGUAAUGAGACUCAUGGAGAGGAAUGCAAUCACGAGGGAGAAACAUAUCGCUAUGCUGCUUCUGGACGCAUUUGAGGCCAUCCACCGUCUCUGUGAUAGCCAGCUGUUGAACCGAAGUCAACUAGACCAGCUAAAACAGACCGGGUAUGACAUUGUAAUGACGGAGGGCCUGCUAUUCGGUCAGUGCUAUUACCUUCUUGCGUUCUACCUGGACGUUCCCACUGUGUCUAUUGGAAGUAGUUUUCUUGGUUUUGACAGUGGAGAGGUGUUCCAGCCAUACACCUACCCACAUCUAAUUGGCCCUUACACCAAUGAAAUGACGGCUUUACAGAGAAAACUGAACAGCUUGCACCACAUUAUUCUAACCUACUUCAUAUAUAUAUUUAAACGUCCGUUUGAUGUUUCUAAAUAUGGCGAACCUUUCAUGGACGUUGUCCCGGAGACGUUGAUCCGAGAAUCGAUGCUGUAUCUCGAGAAUUCUGACUACAUUGCUGAUUAUCCUAAAGCUACCUUCCCCAACUUUGUACAGGUAGGGGGGUUGACAGCUCGUCCACCAGCACCUCUACCUAGUGAACUGAAGACCUAUCUCGACAACUCGAAGACUGGCGUGAUUCUGGUGUCUUUUGGAAGUCUGCUGAAACUUGAAUCUGCGGAGCCCAUCAAACGAUUAGUCUUUGCUCUGAAUCAACUUCCAUAUGACGUCAUUUUAAAAUCAAAAAGAAACUCGCAAGAGAGCAAUGUAAAGAUUCUAGACUGGUUGCCACAAAACGACGUACUAGCACAUCCAAACAUUCGUCUGUUUGUGUCUCACUGUGGUAAAAAUGGAUUUUUCGAAUCCUUAUACCAUUCGGUUCCCAUCAUAUGCACACCUUUGAACGGCGACGCCUUUCAAACGGCCAUUAAAGUCAAACACCACAGAAUUGGGACAACUAUGGAUAUUCUAACUGCAACAUCAGAGGAAAUGGUUCAAACCUUAAAAUCCGUGUUGAACGACUCGUCCAUUUCUUCCAAUAUGCGGCGGAUGUCUCAUCUUUUCAGGGACAGACCUGAAACAGGGGCGGAGAGAGGGGCGAGCGCCAUAGAGCACGUGGUCAAAUAUGGGGACAAACAUCUCAAGCCGCCCACCAACAGACUAAACUAUUUUCAGUAUACACUGGGUGAACUCUGGUUUGUGAUUUUCUCUUUCGCCUUGCUGGUAAUCUAUGGAGUGGUGGCGCUGUUUAGAUGCAUCUGCUGUAGAAAGUCUUCUGUGUCUGUGUCAGUUACUAAAAAAUCCAACUGAAUCUAAACGACGUUUUCAACAUCGUAUAUAUGCACAAGAUUAAGUAAAAAAAAAAAACGGUUUGCAAAUAUUUCGACUAGUCCUAAAAUUGUACCUUAGCACAUGGUAGAGCCAAAAGGUCGUUUAGCAAAUAUCAUGAUUGCUCUCUUGAACUGUGCUGACUGGAAUCGGUAACGCAAUCAGUUAGAUAUAAACAGGUUAGCGCCAGUGUGAUGGCAUCACAGGGAUGUUAUGGACAGAGAGCUGCCUAGCUGCUUUAGAUUCUACCUGGAUGAUACAGCGUAUUUGUGAAAAUAUCAUUUCAUUCAAUAUGCUUGACAUUUAGAUUUAAAAGCAAGAACGAAAUAAAGUAAUACUAAUAACAAUAAACCUUUUCAACUAAAUGGGGUGUAUUUGAGUCUGGAGACGAGAACAAAAUGUGCGAUUCCUGAGUCUGUGGUGAUGAAACUUUUAAAGUCUAGACUAAAUAUACAAUGACGCAAAUGAUGUUACACGUGUACAGUUUGAAUGGGGUUGGCAUACCGUUAAAGUAUCAGACUCAAGUGUUAAAAUACGACAUUUCAUGCCUUCAGAACAUAGUAACAAGGAAAAGUGUAUGGUGUGCCAUGAUAUCUGCAGCCAUCUAUUCCACAGCCCUUACUAUAGGUGUCCUUAUUAACGCUGCUAACUCCCUCGAUACUGAAGGUGCGCUUUUUAAAUGUUGCAGCUGAUCAGUAAUGUAAUGGAAAAUGAAGCUAAACUAAUUAAUAAUAUUUAAUUUAA
Gigantopelta aegis is the source of this 2414-nucleotide messenger RNA. RefSeq names its product UDP-glucuronosyltransferase 2B15-like. The record is from RefSeq and is a predicted model, not a curated record. Bases 126 to 1652 code for a protein of 508 amino acids. Gene Ontology annotation, molecular function: UDP-glycosyltransferase activity. The transcript is spliced from 2 exons. Lineage: Eukaryota; Metazoa; Mollusca; Gastropoda; Neomphalida; Peltospiridae.